GUCUAGGUCACGCCUCACUAUCCAAGUAGAAGGUCAUGGCUGGGAAACGUGCUCGUGGUCGUAGACGGACUAUUUCAAAGUUCGAGAGGAAGAGGAACAAGGCGAUGAUUGAACGAAGUGUAAUUUUACUCAACAGUCAUGCUUCAGUAUUCCGAAAUGAGGUGCACAUACGCGCUCAGUCAAGUACCGAAAAUAUCAAGGAAACUGACGAAUUUGCUGAACACUUAUCCGAUGAAAAAGCAGAAAUUGUUCCAUGUCCAGAAAAUACAGUUGAAGAAGCUAUUUUUGAAUUUUCACUAAUGAAGUGUCCAUAAUUAUGACAAUUUAGGUAGUGGUACUACCAGAACAAUGUAAUUUGUUUACUGUGAUUUCAUGUUUUACUUAUGGUGUGCUUUCAUUAUUUUCUGUAUUACUGACAUAAUUGUACUCAUCAAAGCGUCAAAUUUUAGGUUAAUCUUCGUAUGCGAUUAUUCUUUGAGUAGAAUGAUAAGUGUAUAUAAAUAUAUCAAUGUAUA
Molecule: messenger RNA, 515 nt
Organism: Trichobilharzia szidati
Lineage: Eukaryota; Metazoa; Platyhelminthes; Trematoda; Strigeidida; Schistosomatidae
Source: the annotation of a GenBank genome assembly